This is a messenger RNA of Hevea brasiliensis (rubber tree), 3551 nucleotides long. Its product is annotated as inactive protein kinase SELMODRAFT_444075. Lineage: Eukaryota; Viridiplantae; Streptophyta; Magnoliopsida; Malpighiales; Euphorbiaceae. Gene Ontology annotation, biological process: protein phosphorylation. Gene Ontology annotation, molecular function: ATP binding; protein kinase activity. The transcript has 10 exons. The record is from RefSeq and is a predicted model, not a curated record. The coding region runs from base 1053 to 3272 and encodes 739 amino acids.
CCGUAUCUUCUUUCCCUCAGUUGCUGCAAAGCUUAGCUCAGCUCAGCUCUGAAAAUCUGAUCAUUUUAUAUUUUGAUUUAAAAAUUUUGCUUCCAAACUAGUUUCGGUGUGUGUGUGUGUGAGAGAGAGAGAGAGAGAGAGAGGUUAUUUUCAUAAGACGAGGAUUUUGUACUCAUCUUUAGAAAUUGAAGAUAAAUUGAUUGAUUGUUUGUUUCUUGAGUGUGUAGCUGGUUUCCAAUUUUAAGCGAAGGGGUGGCUUUGAGGCUUAAGAGUGCUUAUUAGAGUUCAAAUAUGAUGUUUCAAAACGGAUGUUCCACGUUCAAAUCAAUCAGCAGAAAAGCUUCAUUUUAUGCACUGUUUUGUGCAUGAUAUUAUUGGUUCUAUUUGCACACUAAAACAAGAGAGUCAACGACCGGCAUUGCUUAACUGGGAUCCGAAGAAUCUCUGCUUAUUUUUUCACCUUUUGGAGCUGUUCUUACACUAUUUUGACUUACUGAUUUGAAGGCUAAAAAAGCAAUGCUAGUUUGUGACAGAUAAUGAGGUCUUGUUUGGAUGUUGUGUCCUUUUCCAUUUUGACAAACAGUGUUGUUGAUUCUCUCUGUAAAGUUUUGUAGGAGAGCAAGUGAGUUUUUUGGCAAAAUUGUGCCAGUGGAAUCAGCUUCUUGCUUUUUGAGCCAAAACGAUAUCUAGAUCCUCAAGGUUUCUGGGUAGUGGGUACUACCUGCGGAUCAAGAAGACAAAGGAAAAAAAAGACAGCUUGUGAAAUGGGUUUGUAUUUUUUGACGAAUACUUGAGGAAUUUAGGGAAAUGGUGAAAACGUUCUUGUCAAUGAAGGUGUGUCUGCUUCUGCUGUGACUGGAAGGGGCAUGGUUUUGUUGUUGGUGGUACAUGUCUUUGAAACCAACAUGGUGGGGGCGGAGCAAUAAUGCAUAAAAUGUUUGUUUUACGGCUUCUAUUUCUUGCCUGCAUAACCGCAGGGCUUUACGAGCGUUAACAAUUUGAUCUGUUAAAGAAACAAAGAGGGUUUUUUAAUACAUUUCGGGGUGGUAGUGAUGAGUAAAGAGCAAAAGAGAGGAAAGCAAGAGAAAGGCGGCUCCGAUGUCGCCGAGAAGGUUGUAGUUGCAGUCAAGGCAUCCAAGGAGAUUCCUAAGACUGCCUUGGUGUGGGCUUUGACUCACGUCGUGCAUGCUGGGGACUGCAUUACUCUGCUUGUUGUUGUUCCGUCACAGAGUUCAGGUCGAAAGUUAUGGGGUUUCCCUAGAUUUGCAGGGGAUUGUGCCAGUGGUCACCGGAAGUCUCAUUCAGGAGCAACCUCAGAGCAGAAGUGCGAUAUUACAGAUUCAUGCUCCCAGAUGAUCCUUCAGCUUCAUGAUGUUUAUGAUCCAAACAAGAUCAAUGUGAAGAUAAAGAUUGUUUCUGGAUCACCUUGUGGUGCAGUGGCUGCAGAAGCCAAGAAGGCACUAGCCAAUUGGGUUGUAUUAGACAAACAGCUAAAGUACGAGGAAAAACUCUGUAUGGAAGAACUACAAUGCAACAUAGUCGUUAUGAAACGUUCCCAGCCAAAGGUUCUUCGAUUGAAUUUGGUUGGAUCAUCCAAGGAAGCUGAAAGUGCAGAUCAAUUGCCUUCUGAACUAGAUGAAGCCUCUGAGGAACACAAAAAAAAUAAAAAUGAUUCUUCAGAUUCAAUUCGAGGACCGGUUGUGACUCCAACAAGCAGUCCAGAGCUAGGGACACCAUUUACUGCCACUGAAGCUGGAACAUCAUCAGUGUCGAGUGAUCCUGGAACUUCUCCAUUUUUUCCCUCGGAAACAAAUGGAGACCUGAAGAAAGAGGAAUCAUUAAUCAUUAAGGAAAAUAGGGAUGUUGAUGAAUCUAGUUCUGACACAGAUAGUGAACAUUUAUCAUCAGCUUCCGCAAGUUUGAGGUUUGAACCAUGGAUAGGAGAAUUCAUUAGUUCUCACAUUCAAUCGUCACGACAUAUGGAGGAAGGCUCACAGAGAAGUAUUAGUAUGGCUCAAGAAUCAACAACUAAAGCUUUGCUAGAGAAGUUUUCAAAACUUGAUAGACAAAUCGGAGCAACAUCCGACUACAGGAAGGAUUUAGACUUAAGCGGAAAUGUGAGAGAAGCAGCAGCAUUAUCCAGAAAUGCGCCUCCUGGACCCCCUCCUUUGUGCUCAAUAUGCCAACACAAGGCGCCUGUGUUUGGAAAACCACCAAGGUGGUUCAGCUAUGCUGAGUUGGAGCUUGCAACUGGUGGAUUUUCUCAAGCUAAUUUCUUGGCAGAGGGUGGGUUUGGAUCUGUUCACAGGGGUGUAUUGCCAGAUGGCCAGGCAGUUGCUGUCAAGCAACACAAAUUGGCUAGUUCACAGGGGGAUCUUGAAUUUUGCUCAGAAGUUGAAGUCCUUAGCUGUGCUCAGCAUCGGAAUGUUGUUAUGCUGAUUGGAUUCUGCAUUGAAGAUAAACGGAGGUUGCUGGUGUACGAAUAUAUAUGCAACGGGUCACUUGAUUCUCAUCUUUAUGGGCGUCAUCAGGAGCCAUUGGAGUGGUCUGCACGCCAGAAGGUUGCAGUGGGAGCUGCUAGAGGAUUGCGCUAUCUUCAUGAAGAAUGCAGAGUAGGUUGCAUAGUCCACCGUGACAUGCGGCCAAACAAUAUCCUCAUUACCCAUGAUUUUGAACCACUGGUUGGGGAUUUUGGUCUCGCAAGGUGGCAGCCUGAUGGAGAUACAGGUGUAGAAACAAGAGUCAUUGGAACAUUUGGGUAUUUGGCUCCAGAAUAUGCCCAAAGUGGCCAAAUAACUGAAAAGGCCGAUGUUUAUUCAUUUGGGGUUGUAUUGGUUGAGCUUGUUACAGGAAGGAAAGCAGUAGAUCUUAACCGGCCCAAGGGCCAGCAGUGUCUCACUGAAUGGGCACGGCCACUGUUGGAGGAGUAUGCCAUAGAUGAACUGAUUGACCCACAGCUAGGGAACCGCUAUUCAGAACAGGAGGUUUACUGCAUGCUUCAUGCAGCAUCAUUAUGUAUACGGCGAGAUCCUCACUCUAGGCCUCGCAUGUCACAGGUUCUCCGCAUACUGGAAGGUGACAUGCUAAUGGAUGCAAGUUACUCAUCAACACCUGGAUAUGAUGUGGGAAACCGGAGUGGACGGAUUUGGGCAGAGCAGCAGCAGCAGCAACAUUAUAGUGGUCCACUGUCAAGUGAGACAAUGGAAGGGUUCAAUAAGCUCUCAUUGGACACACUAAGGCCAGUGUUCUGGCAAAGGGAUAAGGGCAGAUAGAUUUCAAGUGAAGAUGAUUUGUGAACAGUUUAAUCCAUUGCCAAAAAACAUACGGUAUGCUAAAUAUGCCACUGGCUCAUUUUGUGUUUUGUAUUUGGUUUUUGCCUUCAAUAUUUUGGUUCAGAUCCAUCUAAGAUUUUGCUUUGAAUAUUUUGGUUCAGAUCCAUCUAAGAUUUUGCUUUGUAUAGAAGGGUAGUAGGGUAGUAAUGUUGUGUAAUUCUUUAGUAAAUGAUAGAAACUGAUAUUAAAUACUUUUUAAUGAAUACUCUUUUGAAUCAA